Suillus subaureus is the source of this 1467-nucleotide messenger RNA. RefSeq lists its product as uncharacterized. Lineage: Eukaryota; Fungi; Basidiomycota; Agaricomycetes; Boletales; Suillaceae. The transcript is spliced from 2 exons. The record is from RefSeq and is a predicted model, not a curated record. Gene Ontology annotation, molecular function: nucleic acid binding; ATP binding. The coding region runs from base 1 to 1467 and encodes 488 amino acids.
AUGCAAAGAAAGUACCUGGUAGUCGUCCCUCACUCUCCUCCUGUGCUACAUGCAGCUCCACCAGGAUCUCAAGAUUUGCUCAGCCAGGUGGAAUCCUUCUAUGAGCAGCACUGCAUUCUGCACAAGGGACAUUUUGGACCACAUAUGGACAGAGCUCACCUGAACCCAUUUCUGGCCAAGUAUAACUGGUUGGAGGUGAUCAAGGAUGAGUCGCCUUCUGAUAUUGUGGACUGGGCAAAGAUGCCUGAGAGAGAUGAAGCCAUGCUCACUCUCUACCUCAGCUCUGAUGGGCAAGACUUCCAGUCUUCUGCUGGAUAUGAAAAACAUCUGUUCAAUGGGCUGCAUGGGCCAUGGGACUUGGAUGACUUCUCUGACAUCCUUAUUGCUCAUACUGGUAGACCAGUCUCUGAGGGUGGACUGGGUCAUCCCAUGGGCCUGGCUGAUAUUUGGCACCUUCUCAUUGGCGUCAUGCACAAGCACUGCAAACAUCUUGUAGCUGAUCUUGACUUAGAACACUACUUUGAUGAGCAGAGUGGGCACCAGGGGGAGGUUGCAAGGGGAUAUGUGGUUGACCACUCCUAUGUCCAGUCUGUCUCAAGCAAUCACCUGCAAAAGUUUGUGGCUCUUAGCCAUGCUCAUCAUGCCCUUCUCUUCCCUCCAGCAACCCCAAUCAUUCCCGCAUCUCCUUCUUGUAUUUCAUCCUCUGUUAACACGCAGCCAGUUGACUUUGACUCUCCUGCUCCUGCCACCUCCCUGCAAGGCCACUUUCCACAGGAAAAGCCACUUCCUAUUGAUGUUGAUGUUCAUAUGCUAUCGGAAUUAGCUAUUGUGCUUCUGCAAUCUGCCCUAAUGCCCUUGGUGGUCACAGCAAUAUUGGAUGCUUUUGCAGCAUAUACCUUUCGUCAAACCUCUCAGCCAGUUCAGGAGCUCUGUCCAGGUCCCCCUCCCAUCAACCCUCUGCACUUUCAGGAACUUUGGUGCCUCAUGGGUCAUAAUGCUUCCUUUAAAUCCAUAGAGCAGGCCUGUGCUUUGGAGGCUGUCAGCACCAGGCUCAAGGACCUGAUCAGGAAGGGAAAGACCCUUCUUUAUAUGAUGCCAGUGGUCAGUAUCGUGGAGAAAAGCCUUGCAUCAGUUGUGAUUGUUCCUCUCAAGGCCUUAUUGGAUGAGCUUCGCACUUGCUUUGAGGAGAAAGGCCUGCUCACCUUGACCUGGAGCCCCAAAAUAAAGACUUAUGAUGCCAGGACCAUCUUUGUUUCUGUGGAGCAGCUAGAAUGUCCAUUGUUUUUUGAUUAUAUCCAAGAAUGUGUUCAGAAGGGUGCUCUCUCCCACAUCAUCAUAGAUGAAUCUCAUUGUGCCUUAACCUCCAAGCACUAUAGACCAUGUCUGCUGCUUAUGCCCCACCUGCGCCAACUCCCCCUACAAAUUGUUGCAUGCACAGCAACACUGCCUCCCACCACCAUCCCCUAA